UCAUCCUCAGUUUGAACGUAUGCCAUUCUACACUUCAUUGUGAUCAAUUCAUGUUGAAGUGUAUAUCAAGAGGAUUAGCAGGCGACAGAAUGAAUAUUAGCCAUGAUUUUGGGAGUCUGAAGUGGGAAUUGACACAGGUUUUGGCACCAAUUCUGGACGCAAUAGUCAUGGUGAUCGGGCUGGUAGGACACUCACUGGUCAUCUACGUCCUGACCGGACGGAGGAGGAAGAAUGGGCUCCAAACUCUUCAAGGGACAGAUACGUUACUUUUAGCCUUGAGCGCCUCGGAUCUACUGCAGCUCAUUUGCCUGCCCUUCCACACCGCGGCUAUAGCACUGGGCUACUGGCCCUUCAGCAGCAUCCUGUGCAAAGUCAUCAGUUUCUUGGGAGUGGCCUGUAACUCGGCGAGCGUAUUCACUCUAGCUGCAUUAGCGGUAACUCGCUACCUGAUUGUGGUGUACCCUACCUGGACGUAUCGUUUCAGACUGCGCCGCUGGCUGUGGGUUUCUGUGAUUCUUAUGUGGGUUCUGGCUGUGGCUCUUGCAGCACCUCAGUUUGCUUUCCGGCAGUUGAGAACGACGCCUAUCCUCUGCUUUGCCUUUCUGUCAGACCUCAGCCAGUUGGUCUACAGUGCUAUUCUGUUCCUGAUUGGCUUCGCUUUGCCUCUGAUCAUCAUUAUCAUCAUGUACACCAAACUCUACGGCUUCUUACAAAGGAAAAGACUGGAAGGUUGCGCACAGCAAAUGGAGCGCUAUCAGAACCGGGUGACAAAGACGUCGGUCCUGUUGGUUUUAGUCUUCACCAUCUGCUGGUUGCCAUCCUACGUCCUCAUGUUCAUGCUCAUCGGUACCAGUAGCAGCAAUACACACGCACAUCAUCACGACUUCACCAUUAUGGCCCGGCUGCUAGCGAGCUCUUCGGUUGUAGCCAAUCCGCUGCUUUAUGCUUUCAUGUCAAACAAAUUUCGGCGAGAGCUGCUGUCACUGGGACGGGUGUGCUGCAAAGGCUGCGGGUGCAUUAUGUGUCCAGGAAGUGCCACAGUGCAGCCCUUUAACCCUGUGGAGUUGGACCCCCCUCCACAACCCUGAGGAUAAAGAACUGGACUAUGCAGAAGCGUUCCAUGUGUUUAUGCUAUAAAAGGCAAUAUCAGUAAUGGGACUAAUGAUGUACUGAGAUAAAGAUACUAAAUAUCAGGUAUAUGUUUGAACUACAUUGAUUUGUUAUGCCAGAAAUAGCCUUCUACCUGAAUUACCUGGGAACACAUCAAUGAUAUUAUCUAAUAAUGGGUCAUUAUGUGAAACUGUACUACCAUCAUUCUUUGUUGAGCAAUAUAC
This is a messenger RNA of Rhinichthys klamathensis goyatoka, 1334 nucleotides long. RefSeq names its product somatostatin receptor type 4-like. NCBI's taxonomy places the organism in Eukaryota, Metazoa, Chordata, Actinopteri, Cypriniformes, Leuciscidae. Gene Ontology annotation, molecular function: G protein-coupled receptor activity. The transcript has a single exon. The coding region runs from base 51 to 1088 and encodes 345 amino acids. Gene Ontology annotation, cellular component: membrane. The record is from RefSeq and is a predicted model, not a curated record. Gene Ontology annotation, biological process: G protein-coupled receptor signaling pathway.